Messenger RNA from Coregonus clupeaformis (lake whitefish), 11685 nucleotides. RefSeq names its product serine/threonine-protein kinase SMG1-like. Gene Ontology annotation, cellular component: nucleus. Gene Ontology annotation, biological process: nuclear-transcribed mRNA catabolic process, nonsense-mediated decay; phosphorylation. The record is from RefSeq and is a predicted model, not a curated record. NCBI's taxonomy places the organism in Eukaryota, Metazoa, Chordata, Actinopteri, Salmoniformes, Salmonidae. Gene Ontology annotation, molecular function: protein binding; protein serine/threonine kinase activity.
UGAGAAGAUGAACAUCGGUUUAUAUUAUUUGUAUGUUUUUUUGAGGGUCAGUGAAGUUAGCUAGGUAAACCUCUGGGUUAUUUGAACAGACCUGUUGCGCUCACAGCGCUUGCUUGGUCGUUCCAAAGUCCGGAAGAUGGCGCUGCUAUAAAGAGAAGGGGGCCGUGGCUCUUUCAUCAAGAAUCGAAGAAGGAGUGGGAGCCGGAAAAAAAAGAAAGGAGGCCGACCCGACACAAAACAUAACGCACACUGAUAGCUGUAGCGGGUCCAUUAAUGGACGUAAAAUAAACAGAUAGCGAGCGAAUACGCUUGUUCACCGAAUUUAAUCCCGUUGAGAGCAGGUCAUGCUGUUCUCGCAAAGGUAAUGAGCCGUAAAGCCCUUGGGUUUCGGCUUAGCAGCGCCCACAAACUGCAGCGAGACUGGAAUGAUUGGCAGCCCAGAGGCGACAGUGUGUCAGCAGCUAGCCAGGACGGUGUGAAGCGCAUCGCCACCAGAGACCUGGGUCCAGCUGUAUACGACCCAACAGCAGUGGGAGUAGCAACCUCGGACCAGCCUGUCUCCCCACCUCUCCUACACAAUGAUGCCUUCCCAGCCACUGCAGACACUCUGGACGAAGGGGGAGGAUAUGAAGCUGCAGGAGGGUUCAGUGAUGAUACUUUUGGUUGGAAGUCGUUGGGGCAAGAGUUGAGGAUCAACGAUGCGACCGCCGAUUUGACCACUUUUCAGCAGCAUGGAAACCGUGCUUUAGCUUCUAAGGACAUGAGGAAAUCCCACGACAGAGGGAUGUCUCACUCUGAUGAGUCUCGCCUGUCCAACCUCCUGCGCCGUGUGUCCCGUGAGGAGGACAGGGACCGCCGGCUGACCUCCGUCAGACAGCUCCGGGAGUUCAUCACUCACUCUGACAACAAAGUGGCCCUGGUGAAACAGUUGGAUACGAUCCUCAGUACCCUGAAUGAUAUUUUGAAUGAAAGCAGUAAGCUGCUGUCGGAGCUUCGUCAGGAGGCAGCGGUGUGUCUGGGCCUGCUGUGCACCGCUCUGAGCUAUGAAGCAGAGCGCAUCUUCAAGUGGAUGUUUGUCAAGUUCAGCUCCAGCACCCGGGACGAGGUCAAGCUUCUCUACCUGGUGGCAGCGUACCGAGCCCUGGAGGCAGCUGGAGAGAGGAAGGCCUUCUCACCUGUCAUGCAGCUGGUCAUGAGUAGCCUGCAGUCCAUUUUGGAGAACCUGGACACGCCGGAGCUGCUGUGUCAGAGCGUCCGCUGCAUCCUGCAGGUGGCCCGCUGCUACCCACACGUCUUCAGCACCAACUUCAGAGAUACGGUGGAUAUCUUGGUGGGCUGGCACAUCGACCACACACAGAAACAGUCUCUGACUCAACAGGUCUCAGGCUGGCUGCAGAGCCUGGAGCAGUUCUGGGUAGCAGACCUGACCUUCUCCACCACGCUGCUGGGGCAGUUUCUAGAGGACAUGGAGGCCUACGCAGAGGACUUGGGUCACGUGGGUUCUGGAGAGGCGGUAGACGAGGACGUCCCUCCCCCCACGGUGUCUCUGCCCAAACUGGCCGCCCUGCUGAGAGUGUUCAGCACCGUGGUGCGCUGCAUCGGACAGCGCUUCAACCCCAUCAGGGGACCGCCCAUCACACAGGCAUACGUCUCUGAUGUUCUGAACCGGGUGCUGGCGUGUGUGUCGACGGCCAAGCAGGUGUUGUUCUCUGAGCCGGUUUUGACGGCGGGGAACGAGUGUGUGUGUGUCCUGCUGGUGAGCUUGGAGCCGUCCGCACGGCUGACCGACGCUGUCAUCACCUACGGCCUGGACCAGCUGGACGCCUGCCGGGCCUGUGGCCCAGAGUACAGCCUGGCUGUCCUAAGCCUCAUCACAUUGAUCGUGGACCAGAUCAACACUAAGCUUCCAGCCUGGUUUGUGGAGAAGCUGCUGGCACCGACGUCACAGCUCCUGGAGCUACGCUUCAACAGGGACAGAGAGGUGAUGUCAGCAGCCCUGGGUGUGUACCAGUCCGUUUUGAGCCUAAAGAACAUUCCCAUUCUGGAAGCAGCUUAUAAACUGGUUCUGGGAGAGAUGGCCUGUGCCCUGUCCAGUCUGCUGGCCCCCCUGGACCUCCCCCCAACCCCCUUCCCCGGCAUCCAGCACCCUGUCUUCGCCCCCCUCACCCUCACCCCUGAGAGGGCAGAGUUCACCCUCAUCUUCAACCUGUCAGCCCUCACCACCAUCGGCAACACCAAGAACUCACUCAUAGGGAUGUGGGCUCUGUCUCCGACGGUGUUUGCGUUGUUGAGUCAGAACCUGAUGUUGGUCCACUCUGACCUGGCCGUCUACCACCCUGCCGUACAAUACACUGUGUUAUACACCCUAUACUCACACUGUACCAGACAUGACCACUUCAUCUCGUCCAGCCUGUCCUCCUCCUCCCCCUCUCUCUUUGACGGCGCGGUCAUCAGCACAGUAACCACGGCAACCAGGAAACACUUCAGCACUCUGCUGUCCCUGCUGGGGACCCUGCUGAGGAAGGAGCACCUCUACACUGAGGCCAGGAAGCUGUUGUUGACGUGGUCUCUGGAGAUGUGUCUGAUGAUGAAGAAGUCUGAUACCUACACCCCUCUCUUCUCCCUGCCCUCCUUCCACAAGUUCUGCAAGGGUCUGCUCCACAACGCCCUGAAUGAGGACCCAGUCAUCUGCCUCCAGACCUGCAACAGCCUACAAGUCCUCUCCUCCUCACUCAACACAGAGCUGCUGCAGAGGUGUGUGGAUGUGUGUCGUGUCCAGCUGGUGCACUCUGCGGUGAGGGUGAGGCAGGCGUACGGCAAGCUGCUGAGGACAAUCCCUCUGGACGUGACGCUCAGUAACCACAGCCACCCAGAGAUAGAGGAGAUCUCCCUGGUGGUCCGUCGCCACAUGAACCACCCCCCCAGCAGCACCUUUCACCCCCAGGACUUCAGUGACCUCAUCAGCUUCAUCCUGUACGGCAGCCUGCAUCGUGGAGGUAAAGAGCCGUGGCUGGAGCGUCUGUACCACAGCUGUCAGCGUCUGGAGAAGCGUGAGGGUGGUGGUGGCUCAUCAGGUGGUGAAGGGGGGGUGUGUGGCUCCGGCCCGGGUGGGAGUGCGUGUGUACCACGGGGUCUGCUGAAGACGGAGGCGGUGCUGUGGCAGUGGGCGGUGUGGGAGGCAGCUCAGUUCACCGUGUUGUCUAAACUCCGCACCCCGCUGGGACGGGCACAGGACACCUUCCAGACCAUAGAGGGUAUGAUCCGCAGCCUGGCGGCCCACAGUAUGAACACGGAACAGGAGCUUAGCCAAUGGAGCGCCGGCGACACGGACGACGGUCACCAUAGCAACCAGCUGCGUCUGGCGCUGCUCUUGCAGUUCCUGGAAAACCUGGAGAAACUGAUGUACAACGCCUACGAGGGCUGUGCCAACGCUCUGACCGCACCGCCCAAGGGUAUCAGAACAUUCUUCUAUACCAACCGUCAGACCUGCCAGGAUUGGCUGACUCGUAUCCGCCUGGCCCUGAUGAGGGUGGGGCUUCUGUCCGGCCAACCAGCAGUCACCGUCCGCCACGGCUUCGACCUGCUCACUGAGAUCAAGAACAGCAGCACUCCGGGUCCAGAGUUGGAGGCUCCUCUGGUGAUGCUGGUGGAGGCUCUGUGUGAACUUCACUGUCCUGAGGCUAUCCAGGGUUUGGCUGCCUGGAGUCUCACCAACACUGGCAAGAGUCUGGCUUGGGUCAGCUCUGUGGCACUGCAGGCAGAGGGCCGGUUUGAGAAGGCUGCAGUGGAGUACCAGGAACAGCUGUGUGCCGUGACCGGGAUGGACUGUUCCAUUAAGGGCUUCGACCGCUCACUCCUCAAACUGGCCGGAGCCAACAGCUCCAACACAGCCAGCCCCAAACACACCGGCAACGGUGACGGCAGGAAGACGGUUCUCCUCAAGUCCAGCGAGUGUUCCUCCGAGGUGCUCAACCUCCUUGCCAAUAAGGCGUGCCAGUGCUAUGUGGCCCUCUGUGAUUGGUCCUCGGUGCAGGAGUGGCAGGCCAGCGUGCACGCCCUCAAGAAGAACCCUGGUAACCCUGUCGCAGCGAGCGUGCACCUGAAGACAGACUUCAACUACGUGCGGGCGCUGAGCUGCUUCGAGGACGGAGACUUCCCAGCAUGCCGUGCUCAGCUGGAGCUCCUGGCUGGGGAGAGAGACGACUAUGGCCUGCUCAACUCCACCUCUACUGGCUCCAAGGACAAACUAGACCUGAAGCGUCUCCUCCCGGCAGUGUUGAGCCCGGACCCCUCAGAACUGCAGAAGGCCAUCGAGGUGCAGCUGCUGCGGAGCGCCGUGGCCGCCAUGACAACGGCCAAUCAAGAGCAGGAACCAAAGACCAUGGCCAACUCAGAUACCCUGGUCCGUUACCUGAAGCAGACGGGUCGGAUCUCUCUGGGUCCCCUCCGCCUCUCCACCCUCACCCUCUCUGACGGCCUGCCCACCCUCGCCACCCUGCAGUUAUACUGCUGCUCCGCCCUGGAGAACACACUCAGCGGACAGGAGGACUGUCUGAUCCCCCUGUACAGUGAAGCGCUCAGCACCUGUAAACAACAGGAUGUCCAGCCGUGGCUCCACGCGCUGAGAUACACCAUCUACCAGAGACAACUACUGCUCAAGCUCAAAGGCUCCUCUGCUCCGCUGGACAGCCACCUGAUGGAACUGUGUCUGACGGCCGUCAAGUUCGCCCGGAAACAGGGCAACAUCGCCCUGGCAACGCGGCUGCUGGGCCAGUGCAGCGAGGAGGAGGAGGGAGGAGAGGAUGGGUUGAGCCGUGCGUUUAGGCGUCUGACACUAGAGGGAGUUGUGGGGGAGAAGUGGGGACCUGAACUACAGAUCGAGAAGGCGAAAGUACUCUGCACUGCGGGUCAGUCCAUGGCAGCCAUGGAGAUGUUGAGUUCUUAUGCUGUGUCUUACUGUCGCUCAGGGAAGUGUGAGCGCGCCGCCUGUCGCUCCGUCCUCACUCUGUGUAAGUGGCUGCUGGCGGACUGGAAGGACAUGACCCCUCAGCUCAAACAGGUGGUGAAGAGGUCAGGGGUCGCUGUCUUGCCCCCUCUCAGCCGGAACAUCACAGCCCUGCUGGAGCUACCCCUAGAGGAUCAGGGCAUGCCCCGAAUCACAGCUGAGACCACAGUGAGUGUGGGUGUAGGAGAACCAGACUUGAUCCUUGGGCAGCUCUACCAGUUGUCCACCAGUCAGGCCCCGGAGGUGGCCAAGUCCUGGGCGGCUCUCGCCAGCUGGGCCUAUCGCUGGGGACGGAAGGUGGUUGACAACGCCAGUCAAGGUGAAGGUGUGCCUCUGCUCCCGGGAGAGAAGGAGGAGAUCGAGGAGCUUCUCCCAGAAUGCACCAGUGAGGAGGACAAGGAGACCAUCUUCAGCAUCCUGGGUCAGGCCAUGUGUCGACCCGCCGGAAUACAGGAUGAGGACAUGGCCCUGCAACAGGAGGAAGAUGAGGAGGAUGACAUGGUGGAUGUGAUCUGGAGGCAGCUGCUGUCUGCCUGUCCCUGGCUGGAGGAGCAGGGGGAGGUGGAGGGGGUCCAGGGUGGGGGUAGUGGGGUGAUGGAGGGUCUGAUCCGGGUCUGGAGGAGGGUGGUGGACCGGAUCUUCAGCCUCUACAGGGUCUCCUGCAGGGCCUACUUCACCUUCCUCAAACUCAACGCUGGACAGGUACCCAUCGAUGAGGAUGACCCCAAGCUGCUGCUGACCAAUCAGAACAGCAAGCAGAGCAACGAUGACAUCAUCGUCAUGGCGACGCUGCGGUUGCUACGGCUGCUGGUGAAGCACGCCGGGGAGCUGAGGGAGGGGCUUGAGCUUGGCCUCGCCUCUACCCCCACCGUCCCCUGGAGAGGCAUCAUCCCCCAGCUGUUCUCUCGUCUGAACCACCCAGAGGCUUACAUCAGACAGAGCAUCUGUAGUCUGCUGUGCCGCGUUGCCCAGGACUCACCACACCUCAUCCUGUACCCUGCUAUAGUAGGAUCACUGUCUCUGGGAGGAGACGCACAGCACGCAGGUAACAAGCUCCCAGCGGCCCUGCCCACCUUCCUGGGCGGCAUGCAGGGGGAGGGGCUGUGUGAGGAAGGGGAGGGGGCACUGGGCAGUAACCCCGCCUCCCAGGAGGAAGAUGGGCGGGGCGAGGAGUUUCCUGCACUGUGUUCCAGCCAGGACCAGGCCAUGAUGCAUGACUGCUACAGCAAGAUAGUGGACAAGCUGUCUGCAGCCAACCCCACUAUGGUGUUACAGGUGCAGAUGCUGGUGGGAGAGCUGCGCCGCGUGACACUGCUGUGGGAUGAGUUGUGGCUGGGGGUCCUGCAGCAGCAACACAUGCACGUCCUGCGCAGGAUACAGCAGCUGGAGGACGAGGUCAAGAGAGUGCAGAACAACAACACACUACGCAAGGAGGAGAAGGUAGCCAUCAUGCGUGAGAAGCACUCCGCUCUGAUGCGUCCCGUGGUGUUCGCGCUGGACCAUGUGAGGAGCAUCACCACCACGCCCGCCGAGACCCCCCACGAGACCUGGUUCCAGCAGACCUACGGGGACCCCAUCACCUCAGCCCUGGGGAGACUGAAGAGCCCUCCCAACCCGGCCAACCCGGCCAGCAGCUGGGUCCCAUUCAAACAGAUCAUGCUGAGUCUUCAGCAGAGGGCUCAGAAGAGGACCAGCUAUCUGCUACGUCUGGACCAGAUCAGCCCCCGCCUGGCUGCCAUGGCGACCACAGAGAUGGCGUUGCCGGGCGAGGUGUCGGCGACGGACGCGUUGACCAUCCAGAGUGUUGGUAACACCAUCACCAUCCUGCCAACCAAGACCAAGCCCAAGAAACUACACUUCCUGGGCUCCGACGGACGCAACUACCCUUACCUCUUCAAAGGUCUGGAGGACCUCCACCUAGAUGAGAGAAUCAUGCAGUUCCUUUCCAUAGUCAACACAAUGUUCACCAAGGUGAACCAACAGGAGCGCCCCCACUUCCACGCCCGCCACUACUCCGUCACCCCGCUGGGGACGCGCUCAGGUCUCAUCCAGUGGGUGGAUGGCGCCACGCCGCUGUUUGGCCUCUACAAGCGUUGGCAGCAGAGAGAGGCCGUGCUGCAGGCCCAGAAGGCCCAGGAUUCGUUCCAGCAGCAGCCCCAGCCCCUCCCUCUGGUCCCACGGCCCAGUGAGCUCUACUACAGCAAGAUAGGCCCCGCCCUGAAGGGGGUGGGGCUCAGCCUGGACGUUUCGCGGCGCGAUUGGCCGCUCAGCGUGAUGAGGGAGGUACUUAAGGAGCUGAUGGCGUCCACGCCCCCUAACCUGCUGGCCAAGGAGCUGUGGUGCUCUUGUACCACGCCUAGCGAGUGGUGGAGGGUCACACAGUCCUACGCCAGGUCCACUGCUGUGAUGUCUAUGGUGGGCUACAUUAUUGGCCUCGGCGACCGUCACCUUGACAAUGUGCUGAUUGACAUGACAACUGGAGAGGUGGUGCACAUUGACUACAACGUCUGCUUUGAGAAAGGGAAGAGCCUGCGUGUACCAGAGAAAGUUCCGUUCCGUAUGACCCACAACAUAGAGACGGCCCUGGGAGUGACUGGGGUGGAGGGCAUCUUCAGACUCUCCUGUGAACAGGUGGUUCAGAUGAUGCGUCGUGGGCGGGAGACGCUGCUGACCCUGCUGGAGGCGUUUGUUUACGACCCACUGGUGGACUGGACGGCCGGGGGGGAGGUGGGCUUCGCCGGGGCCGUGUACGGAGGGGGGGGGCAGCAGGCAGAGAACAAGCAGAGCAAGAGAGAGAUGGAGAGAGACAUCACACGUUCCCUGUUCUCCUCCCGCGUCGCUGAGAUCAAGGUGAACUGGUUUAAGAACCGUGAGGAGAUGUUGGGCGUCCUGCCCCAGGUGGAGGGGGCGGUGGAAGAGUACAUCACCCUGCAGAAGCUGCUCUCUCAGGGGGAGAAGACGACCACCAAGAUCCUGGAGGAGAUGAGCUUCCUGGAGGGGGCCGAGAGCUGCUCAGACCACCUCAUACUUACCCUGGAACACAGGUACUCUGAGCACACCCAGCUAGCAUCUCGUCAGCGUACGGUCCAGGAGUUGAUCCAGGGGAAGCAGGGGGACCUGGACCAGUGGAUGUCCCAGUACCAAGCAGCCUUCAGCAGCCUGGAGGCCACACAGCUAGCCAGUCUGCUGCAGGACAUCAGCAGUCCUAUAGACCUGGGCCCUCCCAGCUACGUCCCGGCCACAGCCUUCCUGCAGAACGCCGGCCAGGCCCACCUAAUCAGCCAGUGCGAGGGCCUGGAGGCUGAGGUGGGAACCCUGCUGCAGCAGCGCCGUGGGGCCCUGCGAGGCUGUCUGGAGCAGCUGCACAGCUAUGCCACUGUGGCCCUGCUGUACCCGCGGGCCGUGCUGCUGCGCCACAGGGCCCACCUCUGGAAACAGUGGCUGGAAGAGCUGCUCUGUGACAUGACUGUUGACCACUGCCAGCAGAUAUACAGACAGUAUGAGGUCCAGUUUGCCCCCCAGCCCCCCCUUGCAUCGUGCCAGUUCCUGUCCAGUGUUGAGCUGGCCUUGCAGCACCAGGCGUCAGAGACCAACACGCGUGUUCUGCGCCAGGCGGAGCGCGUCAAGGCCGAGGGCGCCACGGUACAUGCGUGUGAAGAACAGCUUCAGGAGAUAGAGCGUUGCAUCAAUGUGUUCCUCCUGGAGAAUCCAGAGCAGGGCUCUCUCAGCCUGGCCACUAUCAUCUCAUCAGCCCUCUGCGCCCUCACCAGGCGUAACCUGGUGAUGGAAGGAGCGGCGGCAGCGGCGGGGGGGCAGCUGGUAGAGUUGACGUCUCGUGACGGGGCCUGGUUCCUGGAGGAGCUGUGUUCUAUGAGCGGUAACAUCACCUCAUUGGUUCAGCUGCUGGGGCAGUGUCAGCUCUUCCCACACGAUCUGGACCUGCCCUCGCCGCAGGAGACCGCCCAGACCGUCUACCUGGCCAAUGCCGUCUACACCUGUCUACAGGAGUUGAACACUAACUUCCGUCAGAUCAUCUUCCCGGAGGCUCUGCGCUGCAUGUUGAAGGGAGAGGCGACCCUAGAGACCAUGCUGUCUGAGCUGGACCUCUUAGUGGAGCAGUGUGCAGACGGGGUCUCCCUGCAGGGGCUGGCCGACGCCCUGCACACACACCUCCGCAGCGCCGCCAUGGGCCUGGAGCACGAGGCAGACACACACUGUCUCCACAUCACCAGGAUGUUGCGGGCCCAGUACUCUCAGCUGAUGCAGCCUCCAGGGGGCAGUGUGGACUCAGCAGGACAGGACUCUCCUAAGAUGUCUGCCGGUCAGAUGCUGCUGGUGGCCUUCGAUGGCAUGUUUGCUCAGCUCGAGACCGCCUUCGGGCAGCUCACAGAGAAGAUGAUUUCUAUGGAGGUGCCACCGGCGUGGCGGAAGGUAGAUGUGAUGCGUGAGGCGCGGGCUGCCCAGGUGCAUUUCUUCCACAGCGGUCCUCACAGACAUGUUCUGGAAGAGAUCUUCUUCCUCAAGAGGCUCCAGACCAUCAGGGAGUUCUUCAGGCUCUGUGGAUCCUUCGCUCAGACACUCUCUGGUACGUGCCCCCCAGCGGCUGAGGACCCACCUCCCUCCAACGGCCCUGUAGCGUUAGGGGUUCCGGCGGGUGUAGGUCUACAGGGGAAGUUCCGGGGGUCGUCGGGCGCGGCGGUGGUAGUGAGCGAAGAGCAGAUGACCCGGCCCAUCAAGGCGUUCACAGCAGAGUUUGUCCGUCAGAUGCUGAUGGGUCUUCCCACCCAGACCCUGGGUCUGGCUCUCUGCAGCACCCUGUCUGCCCUGGGUCUGGACCUUACGGCACAGGUGGAGGCCAAGGACUUUGGAGCCGACGGCAAGGUGUCGUUAGAUGAGUUGUGUAAGCAGACGGUGGUGCAGGGUCUGGGUGCAGGGCGUCUGUCACUGCUACUGAACAGAGGUGCAUGCUGGCGUCAUCCUAACGACACGGCCUGGAAGAAACUGGACCUACUCAGACGCUUGGAGGCCAGCCUCGACGCUGCCAAGGUCUCCCUGCAACGCUUACCCAGCUACACCUCUGUAUUCCAGUGGCAGCAUGAGGACGUGAUAGGUCCUAGGACCCAGCCAAUGAGUGUGAGCCCUCCUCGCGCCAUCAUCCUCAGUAGUAUGAAGAAGAAGCUUUAUCCUUUUAAUGAAUGUGUAGCUGUUUCUUUAAUGAAUCUCUCCUCUCCCCGCCUGCAGGAGAAGCUGGCAUCACUAGAGGGCAGUAUAGAGCAGCGUCUGAAGUGGGCCGGCGGGGCCAACCCUGCCCUGGCCCCGGUUCUCCAGGACUUUGAUCAGACCAUCGCAGAGCGCCGUGCCCUAGUGGCCCGGGAGAGCCAGCGCACCAGCCAGGUGACGUUCCUGUGCAGUACCAUACUGAACUUUGAGGGUCUGCGGACGCGGACCUCCGAGGCCCUGAGCAUGGACUCCACUCUGUUUGAGUUGCUGAAGAGGUGCCAGCAGACCUGCUCCUACGCUGCCCAGUUCAACACCUCCAUCUCCCCCAUAGAGCUACAGCUGCUCCACAGACUGAGCCCGGCGUUGGAGCUGCCCAUCGGCAGCCCUGAUUGGCUGGCCUGUGCCCAGAAGCAGCUGGGUCAGGAGCUGGCUACCCAGGGGGCUGUGCAAGAGGAGCGCGAGCAGCAGCUGGACGUCGCCACGGAAACACUGCAGCUAUUGGUGGACAGCAUCAAGGGCAUCCUGUCCAAUCACAACCGCCACCUGGCUGACGUCAAACACCUGCUGAAGGCCAUGGCCAAGGACGAGGAGAACGCGCUGGCAGAGGGGGAGGAAGUGACCUACGAGGGCAGCGUGCGCCAGUUCCUGUCGGAGUACAAGGCGUGGCAGGACAACGUGCAGAUCGUGCUGUUCACUGUCGUCCAGGCAACGGGCCAGCCUCGAGGAGGAGGAUCCAGUCAGGAGGGGGUGGAGCUACUGCAGGAGAUACCUGCUACCCUGAAGGAACUACUCACACAGAGUACCAGUGUGUAUAACGGCCUGGUUGGCUUUGCGUCUCCGUUGGUGACAGAGAGGGGCGGAGACUGUUCCAGCCCCACCUCUACAGCUCAGACCAGCUUCGCUGCAGCGGUGAAGUGCAGCGGUGUGAAGACUCAGACGGACUCAAUGUCCCAGAAUUCACGCAAGCUCCUCCCCCGUAACCUUGGCACCCCGGCGGACACCCCCCCUUGCGCUCAGACGAUGACCAGCAAGGGUCUGAAUCCCAGCCCCAAGCGGUCUGUACGUGACCCCAAGACGGGACGAGCUCUGUCAGAGAGAGGAACUGUCGCGGUGAGCGUGUGGAAGAGGGUGAAAGCCAAGCUGGAGGGGAGAGACGUGGACCCCAACAGGAGGAUGAGUGUCUCUGAGCAGGUGGACUGUGUGAUAAAGGAGGCCACCAACAUGGACAAUCUGUCCCAGCUCUACGAGGGUUGGACAGCCUGGGUGUGAACGGUGUCUCCCUGUGGUGCAUCUCUUUGGUUCCAGCACACAACCGAGCCUCGCAGUGGGAGGGUUAGACAUCCAACCGAACCUCCAGACCAGACACCCAGAUACCCUGUUACCCACCUGCCCUGUUCUGGCAGGGUUAGGGUUAGGCGUGUCUGUCUGGGCCUGGGGGGGGGGGCGAAGGAAGGAGGGGG